Messenger RNA from Onychostoma macrolepis, 1812 nucleotides. RefSeq lists its product as uncharacterized. The transcript is spliced from 5 exons. Lineage: Eukaryota; Metazoa; Chordata; Actinopteri; Cypriniformes; Cyprinidae. The coding region runs from base 505 to 1257 and encodes 250 amino acids. The record is from RefSeq and is a predicted model, not a curated record.
ACAGGUAGAAGUGGUGGACAGGGUCAUAAAAUCACAAACAAAACAUCCAAAGUCAUGUGGACGUUUUGAACAUGCGACUCAAGACUCAAGAAGAGAUCACAAAUCCACAUCAACUGUGCCAUUUGGGACUUGGUCUAACGUUAAUGUAUCACUUCAAAAGUAAAAUUAUAUCCCACUCUGUUGCCCACUCAUUUAGGAGGGAAACAGGGUAAUUUUAUAUUUAGGGAGAAAAGAAAUCUCUCAACAAUAGACAUGGAUGAAUCAAUGCAAUCUUGAAGAAAAUAUUUUUUUUGUAUGUUUGCGAAUUCUAAGAUCAAUACAGCAUGGUUAAAACAACGGCACAAACUGGACUACACUUCAACACGCUACACGCAUGCUCACUCAGCUGAGACACAAAGACAGAAGCAGAUGUCGAUUUUUCCUGCAUGACUUUACUACAGACCACAACGCUCUCAGAUAAUCUUUUUAAACUCCCAUUUCAAACCCCAGAGCUGCCGGAAGAAAAUGUUUAAAGAAAAUUCUCUUGUUUUUUUCUGUCUGUGCUUUUGUCAUCUGGUUGGUGUGUUUGGUGUUACUGAUGAAGUGAAGUCAGUGUCAGUGAAGGAGGGAGAUUCUGUCACUCUACAGAUUAAUGUUACUGAAACACUGACUGGUGAUAAGAUUGAGUGGAAAUUUGGAACUGACAGGAAUCUUAUAGCUAGAAUUAAGGGAAAGACCAGUAAGAUAUUUGAUGGUCCUGAUGAGAGAUUCAGAGACAGACUGAAGCUGGACAAUCAGACUGGAUCUCUGAUCAUCACAAACACCAGAACCACAGACUCUGGACUUUAUGAAGUACAGAUCAGCAGCAGCAGCAGCAGAUCAGAGGAUAAACACAGAUUCAGUGUUACUGUCUCUGCUGCUACAACACCAGCUCCGCCAUCAACUCCUACUUCACAUCCUCCUUCACAUCCUCCUUCACAUCCUACUUUACAUCGUAGUCCAGGUAAUCAUUCAGGUUCUCCUGCAGAUCCUCCUUCAGAUUCUCCAGACUUUCUGACAGUGCUGAUCUCUGCUGUUGUUGCUGGAUCUCUGUUGCUUCUUGUUGCUGUCGGGAUCUUCUGCAUCUGCAGGAAACAAAGAAAAACUGAUCAACAUGCUGAGACCUGUGAGGAAGCGAUCACUUACGCUGAUCCAACAUUCUACAAAAGAAACGCACAGAAAUCGAGUGCUAAACAGGAGGAUGAUGUGGUGUACGCUAGUGUCAUCCACAGACGUUAAUUAAAUUCUCAUUAAUUUAAUGUUUCCUCAUUAAUGAUGUUCUGAUCACAGUCAGUACACAUGCACACUUGGCGAUUAUUGCAACAAAGUAUAAAAUUAAAGAAUGGUGUUCAUUCUUACUUGCACUGUGUUAGCAGCAGCUUAUGUGUUCAUGCAAACAUGGAAGAAGCUCCUUGUUUUUUUGUUUUUUUUUGAAGAGUGCACAUGUGAAACACAUGUGAGACUUGUUUUUAAGACACUGUAUAGAGGCUACACUGUUAAAAAUUGUCCUGUUAAAAAACAGUAAAUAACUGGCAGCUUGGUUGCCAGCAAGGAACUGUAAAAUUAACUGUGUCUUACUGUUGGUGAAAUUUACAGUUGACUACUGUUUUCGCAAAUACUUUUUUUGCUCUUCUUCACAACUAAACAAACAAUGUGUAAACUACAAUACAAAUAUACUAUGCCAUUGUGUACGCUAUUGAAUAAUGGCCUGCUAGUAAAAAGGACAACAUUUUCUUCUUUUUUAACAUAUAUUUGUACCCUUUGAAAUAGUGACUUGAAAUGUAACACAAGUAA